AUAAAUUAAGAGCUUUGCUCAUUCCUGUCAAUUAUUUUUUGAAUUUCUUCAUUCACCGCCGAGCCCUUUGAGUUGACUUUUUUUCGUUUGUCCCUACAUUCCAGAUAUAGUACCACGCAUGAUAUCUUUCAAAGCAAAAAAAAUUAAAUCUGUUUAACUCUACUCUAAUCUUCUGCUAAUUGGAAACUAUCAUGGACUCAUCGCCCAGUGAACCAGUGCAAGGCAGUCACAAAGAAACACAUGAAAAUCGACCCCAAACCAGAUCAGUAACAAGAGCAAAUUCGUCAUGUGGGCCAUCCAACUCGGCAUCUCAUUCUCAUAGCUUAGCCCAAUCACCCGGCGCUGGUCAGCAGACCAACGGUCCAUCAUCUACUGAGCCCCGAAAAACUCCUGGACGGCGUCCGCAAACUAGAUCCGCAACAGAAGCAGAAACACUGCGUGAAUCGUCUACGCCACCUUCCAAAUCCCCGAAUAAUCCGCCUGAGUCCGCAUCAACUGUCGACAGGAUCGACACUUCCACAGAUGCAACGCACGCAUCGUCUGCCAGACAAGGAGGGGUCAUCCGCCAGGAGCCACAUGGAAAACAUCCCCAAACCAGAUCCAAAAUGAAGUCACAGUCUUCGCAUGAAUUGUCCUCAUCGGCUUCAGAUCCCAUAGAAGGUGAGUCUACACAAUGUUGUGAAAUGUCCAGCCAAACCAAGAAAGAAAUUCCUGCGGCCAAGGAAUCUCCAUAUAAGAAAGAUCAAGUGCAAUUCGACCACGAUCCGCGAUCUAGUUCCCAGAAUGUUUUGGCUUCAGAAUCAUCCACAAGUAACACACAACCGGCAACACAAGCAAUGGGGACAUUCGAGGAGCAGGAAGUAAGAUCUAAGGUGACAUCGCAAAAUUUCAAAAGUGCUCAGAGUGUACCAAAACUUAUUAGUAGAGCACAGCCCCAGUCCGCAGAGGUUGGUAAGGCGCUUGACUCUCGCCAAAAAGCCGAUGAUGCAUCAGAUAGUGGGUCAGUAGAAGAGAAGCCCACAAAGUCACCCGGGAAGCGUUCCCUGGGAGAGUCUGACAAAAAAUUUGAGGCUUUACAUGUAUCAUCCAAACCACCGUCUGAUUCUUUUGCGCAUGCACAACCUGAGUCUGCAUCAACCGACGACGUCGUCAAACAAACAGAUAGUCAGCGGUUUACCGGAAAGAGGCCUGCAUUGGUGCCGGAAAGUGACGAUGAGCCAAGCAAGGUGCAGCGAACCAAUGGCUGGAGGCCGGUAGAUGGCUGCAUUCCAGAAGACCACAAUACAGGGUCACAUAGGUGGCCUCCGCAAGCCAGCGAGUCAUCCCCAUUCAAUUACAAAUGCGAAGUGAAAACAGAACAAUCGGCUGGAUCACUCAACCCAGUUUCAGGAUCUGUUACACAUGCAGAGCCAAAGUCCGCAUCUACCACUAAGGUGGUCAAUAAUCGAUACUCUUUCAGCGAGGGAUCCCCGCUAAAACCGGAAGAUAACAACGAACAAACCACUAAUAAGAAGAUGCAAGUUGAUGACAAGAUGGAUCUCGACCCACGAACUGCUCCCCGGCAAGCUAGCGUUGAAGGAGAAUCAUCCACCGCCAACGCACAACCGAGCAAAGACGAAACAGUACCAGUUGAGGAGCAGAAAGAAGCAUCAAAAAUGAAUUCACAGGAUCCUAAUCGCAUCCAGACUGGGCCAGGACAUACUGGCAAGGCCAAAUACAUUCCCGGAAAGACAACACGAGACGGCGCAGAAAUUUGCGGCUACCAAGCUAUAAAACCCAAAAAGGGGCCUGUCAGGAUGCAAUAAACAGCUAUCUCCAAUCCAAGUGUGUUAUAUCGGUUGGAAAAGCCCGAGUGAGCAAGCGCGGUGAAUGGGAAACAGAAAACAUCAAGGACAUCUUGCAGCGACGGGAGAAGGGCCUCGAAACCACAAAAAUACGAAUAA
This is a messenger RNA of Aspergillus wentii DTO 134E9, 1943 nucleotides long. RefSeq lists its product as uncharacterized. The record is from RefSeq and is a predicted model, not a curated record. The coding region runs from base 192 to 1805 and encodes 537 amino acids. Lineage: Eukaryota; Fungi; Ascomycota; Eurotiomycetes; Eurotiales; Aspergillaceae. The transcript has 2 exons.